This is a messenger RNA of Necator americanus (New World hookworm), 2397 nucleotides long. RefSeq lists its product as uncharacterized. Gene Ontology annotation, molecular function: phosphatase activity; protein-phosphatidylethanolamide deconjugating activity. The transcript is spliced from 19 exons. Gene Ontology annotation, cellular component: Golgi apparatus. NCBI's taxonomy places the organism in Eukaryota, Metazoa, Nematoda, Chromadorea, Rhabditida, Ancylostomatidae. Bases 1 to 2397 code for a protein of 798 amino acids. The record is from RefSeq and is a predicted model, not a curated record. Gene Ontology annotation, biological process: glycosaminoglycan biosynthetic process; dephosphorylation; chondroitin sulfate proteoglycan biosynthetic process.
AUGUCUCAUUCCCCGCCAGGGAAGAUGCGACAGUUGCGUAGAAUUCGACUAUCCCUACUAGCCGUUGCCAUGAUGCUCUGCAUGUACUGGAUUUUUUACGGAGAUGAAAUCACCAUAAACGUUGGCGACCCUCCGGUACUUACUGGCCGAAUUCCACAGGAGUGGAUUGAAAUGUGCGAGUUUCUGGAAAGGAGUUGGCAGGGUGAUGAGGGUCCAAUUGAUGACACAGGAUACCGGUUAAGAGGAGUAGCUAUAGCAUUCAGACAUGGUGAGAGGUCACCUAUGAAGUCCGCGAACGAUAAAAACGCGUGUGCGCCUUUUCGUGAAGAUGACCGCCGGGACUUUGAACAAUAUAGAUUGCUAGUUGGUAACGAAGAUUUCCAGUUCUUUUUACGUCAUGAUGCAAAGUUCAAGACUUUCCCCUGGGCACCAUCUGGAUCUGAGUGUUCCCCUGGUCAAAUGACCGCUGAGGGAGCUUUACAGCAUGUGAAGCUUGGGAAGUACAUGAGGAGUAAAUAUGCUGGAUCUAAUAUAUUUUCACAAGAAUCUCAUCUGAAUGUCUCAGUGACGUCAUCUCAGUUCAACCGAACUUUUCAGUCAGCUAUUGCGUUUACGUCGUCUUUUCUGUAUCCUAGUAGAGCUUCUGUUCCUCAAAUAUUUGUUCGAGCAUCAAAUUUUACAUUCAUGUGCACUAAUGUAAAUUGUCAGUGCGAUCUCGCGAAGCAGUGGCGUCUUCGGUAUGAGGAGGAACAUGCUAACUAUUUUCUGAAGAGGUCUCCAGAACAUCUGCGCAUUUUCGCCGAAUCUUUAAGAAAACAUCCUGACUUUAGUUGGGCAAUCGACCCACUGCAAGUGGUGGACGUAGCUUUGGGAAAAUAUAUUUGUCGCCGUCGUCCUUUGCCAUGUUUUGGUAAGGAAAGUUGCUUAAGCUACGACUUUUUAAACCAGCUUCUAAACGAGACAUCUGUCCGAGGAAAGAUAAUGUUUGAUGAAGGCCUGCGUUAUAUUUCUCAAAAACUGCACCUUGUGGAAGCUCAUGGUGUUUUAUUUCACAUUACCGAGACAGUAAGAAAACUGAGGAAAUUUGCGCAUACGAAUAUCAUACAGAUUUUUUCUGGGCAUGAUGUUAUGCUUGCACCAUUAUUGCGUGUUAUGGGUGUUCCCUUUACAGAUCCUCCACAUUAUGUAUCACAUCUUAUAGUAGAGUUCUACGAAGAUGUUGGAAAUCCGUCAGUGAAAGAUGCUUUGCAUCUCCGUUUUAUUUAUAACGGAGUGGAUGUCACCAAGAACGUGAUCUUCUGCGAAAUGAUUCUUAAAAAUGGACUCUGUCCGGCUCAUCAGCUUGAAGAAUUUCUCCAUUCUCGCAUUUUCGCACCCUUAGGUGUUGUUUCUAUGAAAGAAGGAAGCUACAGUGACGCUUUGGAGUCACAACGAUGCGAAAAACGGAAAGAGCAUUAUAGCUUCGAUAUGAGCGUUCGGCCUACUUCCCUUCAAAAUGGUUGCACCAAUAUGGAAUCUCCCGGGAAUGUUUUGUUCUCGGAAGCAGAAAAGUGGAUGCAAUUUGCAAACGAUGACUACUCCUCCGAUGGUUUCAAACGAAUAGUCUUGCUAGGAUUAAGCUACUGUCCUGAAGACAGUGAAUGCGAUUGUGGAAUGGAUUUUAUUGAUUUUUACCGUGAUUACAACACAAGAAUAUGGAUCACCUACAGGACGGGUAUGGCGCCGUUACCCGGAACACAAGAUUGCCCAACAGCACCUUUCGGGAUUCAUCGGUUAGUGGAAAUAUCCAAUGCUGAUCGCCCCUGGGAAAAUGCUGUUGGACGUUGGUUUGCUCCUUCCGAAGUUAUCUCACUGGUGAAGAAAGCUCUUCGGCAGUCGGCUUCUCCUCUAACUAGUGAUCUAUCGCUAAUGUUGGCUGUCGAUGGUCGUGUGAUCGUUGGUGACGCGGAGCAAGAAAGUCGAGCUUGGACCAAACGACUGCUUUUAUUUGUUCCUCUACGACUAGGCACCAACAGUGUAAACCCAGUGUACUAUGAUCACAUCCGUCAACUGCUCUCACUGACUACGUGUCUUGGAGUCCUUGGAGGGAAACCUGAUCAUUCACUGUACUUCAUCGGUUAUUACGGUCGGAAUGUGAUUUUUUUGGAUCCACAUGUUGCUCAUGAAUAUGUGCCAAUGUCAUCUUGGGAUGAGCUCUUUCUAUUACCUACCGGAAAAACUGAUGAAAGGAAGAACCAAGUUGUUGACAUAGAUUUGGGGCCCGGAGAAGGUUCCAAACGAACCAAAGAUCCGCUAUUUACUGUGCAGUAUCAAGAGACAUCAGUAUAUGAUUGCAUUCGCGAGACAAGUGAAGAGGAAAAGAGGCAAGCUCUGGAACAUGGCUUCGAGUUGCUUUAG